AUGGCCGAUACUGGAGCUCAAGAGAACCCGCAAGGACCUACGAGCCCGGCGCGAAGAGGUGGAAGGGGCCGUGGGCGUGGAAGGGGAGCACAUUCUGGUGUUGAGGACGGUCAUGAACAGUUUGGCUCUCGGGGACGAGGCAGAGGCGGCUCCUCAGGUGGCCGCGGACGAGGUGGUCGUGGGAGAGGGGACGGCACAAACAACCGCGGUGGGCGACUAGCAGUCGACAAGGGCAAAGCGCCCGCGGUGGAAGGAGAAGAGCGAAGCGAAGCUCUACCCACGAUCGCAAAACCGGCCUCAGAGGAGGCGGUGGACGACGAUGCAGAGGUCUGCUUCAUUUGCGCCUCGCCCGUGCAGCACACCGCCAUUGCACCAUGCAACCACAGGUCCUGCCACAUUUGCUCAAUUAGAAUGAGAGCUCUGUACAAGACUAAGGCUUGCGCGCAUUGUCGAACUGAGUCUGACCAUGUCAUCCUUACGGACGACCACGAGAAGCCAUAUCAGGAGUUCUCAGCCGGCGACUUCUUCAAGACCGAUGACAAUCUUGGAAUCAAGUUCGAGAAGGCAGAGAUUUUUGAAGACGCUAGGCUGUUGUUGCAGUACAACUGCCCGGACAGCGAGUGUGAUGUUGCGUGUUUGGGCUGGCCGGAUUUGCACCGUCAUACGAAGACGGCGCACGGCAAGGUUAUGUGUGACCUGUGUACAAGAAAUAAAAAGGUCUUUACGCACGAGCACGAGCUCUUUACCUUUGCCGAGCUCCGGAAGCACCAGAAGUUCGGCGACGACAACCCUGGCGCGAUCGAUCAGAGCGGUUUCAAGGGACACCCUGAGUGCGGAUUUUGUCGCCAGCGCUUCUACGGAGACGACGAGCUAUAUACACAUUGUCGAGACAAACACGAGCGCUGCCACAUCUGUGACCGUCGAGAUGGCAGCCGGCAACAACAGUAUUACGUCAAUUAUGACGCUCUUGAGCAGCACUUCCGGAAAGACCACUUCAUGUGUCCGGACCGAGAAUGUUUGGAGAAAAAGUUUGUCGUCUUUGACUCAGAAAUGGAUCUCAAAGCCCAUCAGAUCGAGGCUCAUCCGAAUGGUUUGACCAAGGACGCCCUUCGAGACGCGAGAAGGGUGGACAUGUCUGGAUUCGGGAACUUUCGCGCACCACAUGAGCAGGAGCACGGUAGGCGAGACGAUCGGAGACGAGAAGGUGGCAGAGCUCGUGGUAGAGGCAGGGAUCCAAACGCAGAAGCACUGCCUGCAUCAUCUGCGCAAACACUCAGCAGAGCAGAGCUUGCAUACCAACGACAGGUUGAAGCUCAGCAGUCUGGAGCAACUGGACGCACAUUCGGCGGUCAGCUCUCAGCUCCUACUCCCGGCGAGGCGUUUGCAGCUCGGCCCGCUCCCAGUGCAUCUGCACCAGCUACACAAACUGCAUCGAGACCCAGCCAACCAGCUAUGAACAACGUCACGAACGGCGUCGGCAACUUGAAUCUAAACUCACAGCCCACCGUACCACAGACUCCGCAAGACCAGGCGCGACUUCUGCGACACAACGCUGUUACCGAACGAGCAACGAAUAUGCUGCGGAACGACCAGAUCAAGUUGCAGCAGUUCCGAGCUGAUGUCUCAGCAUAUCGAAACGACAAGGUCUCACCAGCGCAGUUCAUCGAGGGGUUGUUUGCCCUUUUUGACAGCGAUUCGAAGGAGCUUGGCAAGCUGGUGAAGGAAUUGGCUGACAUCUUCGAGAUCCAAGCGAAGCAACAGGGACUGCUGAAGGCCUGGAGCGACUGGAAAGCGAUCAACGAGGACUACCCGUCAUUGCCUGGCUCGGCAACAGAACGCGCCUUGAACGGCGGUACUGCGACCAGUGGAGGAUCGAGAGUGCUGAAGCUCAAGAGCUCAACAGCACAGUCGCAACGGUCGCAAGCCAACCGAAAAGCAAGUUGGUCAACUGCGUCAUCGGGCAACGCAUUCCCCGCCUUGCCAGCAGCGGCCUCGUCAAGUCGCAGCGGCGGCAUCGGAGCCAAACCUGGCCAGACACCGUGGAUGUCCUCUUCAUCUAAACCUGCGCCUGUCCGCAGCACGGGUGUGUCGCCUGUUCCAUCUCGCGUUGCAUCGUCGACUGAGCUGGCCAACAAGAACAACAAGGCGAUCGCAGAUGCAUUCCCUGCUCUGCCCGCAGCACCCAAGCCAACAACCACCAUCUUCAGCCCUGGAUACACAGGUCUCGGUCUGCGACGGGACAACAGCGGUCGAAACACACCAGUCAACCAGGCUUGGGGCGCGCCAAGUGCUGGCGCAAGUGGAUCGACAACACCAGCAGUCGAAGACAGUGCAGGAGGCAAGAAGAAGGGCAACAAGAACAAGAAGCAGACACUGUUCCAUUUCGGUUAG
Macroventuria anomochaeta is the source of this 2391-nucleotide messenger RNA. RefSeq lists its product as uncharacterized. The coding region runs from base 1 to 2391 and encodes 796 amino acids. Gene Ontology annotation, molecular function: ubiquitin protein ligase activity; ribosome binding. NCBI's taxonomy places the organism in Eukaryota, Fungi, Ascomycota, Dothideomycetes, Pleosporales, Didymellaceae. The record is from RefSeq and is a predicted model, not a curated record. The transcript is spliced from 2 exons. Gene Ontology annotation, biological process: protein ubiquitination; rescue of stalled cytosolic ribosome.